AUGUCUUUUAAUAACACAGGCUACACAGUUUUUAGUAACUCCAGUUCUGUUUCCUCGAAUCGCCUGGAAAACCGGCCACCGUUGGGCCUCGAUACCUCGGAAGUGAAAGGUCUUGCAGGUGUUAACGCGGUGGCAAGCAUUAUUGGUACCGUGGGCAAUCUUUUGGUUUGUUUUGUAGUGAAGAAAUUUCGCUUUCUAGGAAGGCCGAAAGCAGAGCUGUUCAUCGCCAGUUUAGCCGUGGCAGAUCUAUUGGUUUGCGUGUUUGCUCAGCCAAUGUAUGUUUUGUUCCUCUAUGGCCUGUUACCCACCCAGCUAAACAUGAUUAGAACGGCAGUGACCUGGAUUUCGACGUUGGUCUCCGUCAGCCAUUUAUUUUCGAUUUCAAUCGAGCGUUUUCUCUCGCUGUUCUUCCUUCACCGACAUAGGUUCUUCAUCACAGAUCACACUAUCUGGAAGUCAAUUGUUUUUACAUGGCUCGUUGCCAUAAGCUUUGGUGCACCAGCCUCGAUUUUGAGAAAAGCACGUCACAUAGCACAGUACUUUGUAAUUGCUAUCUUGCUAAUCAUGCCUGUUCUAUACGCCGGAAUAUUUUACAUUGUGCGACUUCAACAGCAACGAAUUGGGAAACAAAUACCAGCGCAAAAACUUUCAAAUUCUCAAAAAAGCUUCGCAAAAGAGCGAAAGAUUCUCUACAUGAUAGCCGUGGUCGUUGGCGCUUUUUACGUGUGUAUUACACCGCUUAUCGUUCUUCCGUUUUUCUUCAGCGUAGGCGCAUCGCCUGCUGUUCUCAAGCACGCCAAACGCGCCUUUCCUUGGGUCAACACCAUGGCGUUUUGUAAUAGCUCUUUAAACCCAUAUGUCUAUUACUGGAGAAGUUGGCGAUUUAGGUUGGUUAUAGAAAAGAUGCUACGAAGAAUGUUUGAAAAGAGAUGAACGCACCACUGAAAAUCGACAGAAUCAGAAAGGAUGAACUUUGAAACGUUAUGAAUUAAUACAUUUUUUCAUUUUCAGAAACUCGCAUCGAAAAGAGAUGUUAGCGAAAAAUUUAUGUAGAAUCGCGAGCUAUCUCAAGUACUGUAAUAAUAAUAAUAAAAAAGCUCAUGAAGUGGCAUGUGGUAGUCUGCCGAAACCUUUGAUUGUUAAUCAGAGGUGCGGCAGUUUUUGAUAGCUA
This is a messenger RNA of Pocillopora damicornis (cauliflower coral), 1171 nucleotides long. RefSeq names its product histamine H2 receptor. Gene Ontology annotation, biological process: G protein-coupled receptor signaling pathway. Gene Ontology annotation, molecular function: G protein-coupled receptor activity. NCBI's taxonomy places the organism in Eukaryota, Metazoa, Cnidaria, Anthozoa, Scleractinia, Pocilloporidae. Gene Ontology annotation, cellular component: membrane. The record is from RefSeq and is a predicted model, not a curated record.